AUUCUUCAGUGGAGAUGGAGUCAAUUCCUUCCAAGAUUCGGAGCAAAUCCGCCCCGGAUCUUGCUUUCUCCACGCGCUGGGUUUUUCUUUCUUAGUCGUCACAGCCCCUUUCCUCCCUUCACUUUCCAUCAUAUCUCCUGGAAUCCUUUCAUGUGCCUGUAUAUAUACAGCAACUCAACCACACCCUUCAAAAGGCAAACAAAGCCUCUCAUGCCAAGCACGCAUACCUCCCUGCUUUUUUAGUCUCCUCUGCAACUCUUCCGCUCUGCAGCUGCUCGUAGCAUAGCAUCCUCCUCCUCCUCCUCCUAGUCAGGUGCAAGACACACGAGCAGGAGAACAUCUGCUCUCUUGUUUCUUCCAUGGCGGUGGCCACAGAGACCCCGUUCCAUGUCCUGGCCGUGGAUGACAGCCUCCUGGACAGGAAGCUCAUCGAGAGGCUCCUCAAGACCUCUUCCUUCCAAGUCACCACUGUCGAUUCCGGGAGCAAGGCGCUGGAGUUCCUGGGGAUCCACGGCGAGGACAGCAGCCCACCAGUUUCGGAUGCAGACCAGCUGGAGGUUGCGGUGAAUCUGAUCAUCACAGACUACUGCAUGCCUGGAAUGACGGGAUAUGAUCUGCUCAAGAAGAUCAAGCAGGAAUCAACAUCUCUUAGAGAUAUCCCAGUGGUGAUCAUGUCGUCCGAGAACAUUCCUUCAAGGAUCAAUAGAUGCCUGGAGGAAGGAGCAGAUGAAUUUUUCCUAAAGCCAGUGCGGCUAUCAGACAUGAGCAAGCUGAAGCCCCACAUACUGAAAAGCAGAUGCAAGGAGCACUACCACCAGGAACAGCACCAGCAAAGCGACAGCGACAGCGACAGCAACAGCAACGAAUGCAGUAACCCCACGAACAACAGCAGCAGCGAUAACAGCAACAGCCGCAAGAGAAAGGCAGAAGACGACGAAGUUUUGCCCCAGACAAACAGAUCAAGGCACAGUUAGCUGAUUAUAGGAGAAUUAACCCCCCUUUUCUCCCUUUGUUCUUUGUUUUACUUAGAUUUUGGCCUACUGAUUUGUAACACAGGUGUCAACCCUUCAUUUGCAAAAUAUUAUAGACUUCUUGAAUAGAAUCAAGUGAUUCUGCAACAAA
Molecule: messenger RNA, 1122 nt
Organism: Panicum virgatum (switchgrass)
Lineage: Eukaryota; Viridiplantae; Streptophyta; Magnoliopsida; Poales; Poaceae
Product: two-component response regulator ORR9-like
Exons: 4
Coding region: 360-974 (204 amino acids)
Biological process (GO): cytokinin-activated signaling pathway; phosphorelay signal transduction system
Source: RefSeq, a predicted model, not a curated record